GCUGCUCGGGGCCCUAGUCCUGAAACUUCCUCCCGACCCUCCAGCCUCCGGGUCCCGCCGCAGCCCCGCGCCGGCCCGCCGCCCUCUGGGCCCCCUCCCCCAGCCUGUCGCUUCGCCGGAAGGCGCCGUUGAGUGCGGCGGGGCGGGUUGAGUCAGCCCCGGGCUCGGGCGGUGCCGCCAGCGGGCUGGACAGCGAUUUCUGCGCUCCCACCGCCCCGAGCCGCGGCCCUGCGCGCCUGGCCGCCCGCGCUGGCAGGGCCGGGGCGCACGUCCCGCCGGGCGCCGUGGGGGAGUGAAGUUCGCAAACUUCCGGGGCGCGGGGGCGGCCCGCGUGGGGCCCCCUCGCGCUCGGGUCGGCGCCUGCGGAGGGCGCCCGCGGAGCCUUCGCGGAGGGCGAGCCGGGCGGGCCGCGGAGCUCCUGCGCCCGCCACACGAAAACAGUUAUGGCUACCCAGGUGAUGGGGCAGUCUUCUGGAGGAGGAGGGCUAUUUACUAGCAGUGGCAACAUUGGCAUGACCUUGCCCAACGAUAUGUAUGACUUGCAUGACCUCUCCAAAGCUGAACUGGCUGCUCCUCAGCUUAUCAUGCUAGCAAAUGUGGCCUUAACUGGAGAAGUGAAUGGCAGCUGCUGUGAUUACCUGGUUGGUGAAGAAAGACAGAUGGCAGAAUUGAUGCCUGUUGGGGAUAACAACUUUUCAGAUAGUGAUGGAGAAGGACUUGAGGAAUCUGCUGAAAUAAAAGGUGAACCCAAUGGACUAGAAAACAUGGAACUGAGAAGUUUGGAACUCAAUGUUGUAGAACCACAGCCUGUAUUUGAGGCAUCAGCUGCCCCAGAAAUUUACAGCUCAAAUAAAGAUCUUCCUAAUGAAACACCUGGAGCCGAGGACAAAUGCAAAAACUUGAAGACCAAACCCUUUCGCUGCAAGCCAUGCCAAUAUGAAGCAGAAUCCGAAGAGCAGUUUGUGCAUCAUAUUAGAGUUCAUAGUGCCAAGAAGUUUUUUGUGGAAGAAAGUGCAGAGAAGCAAGCAAAAGCUAGAGAAUCUGGCUCUUCUACUGCAGAAGAGGGAGAUUUCUCUAAGGGUCCCAUUCGCUGUGACCGCUGUGGCUACAAUACCAAUAGAUAUGAUCACUAUACUGCACACCUGAAGCACCACACAAGAGCUGGGGAUAAUGAGCGAGUCUACAAGUGCAUCAUUUGCACUUACACAACAGUAAGCGAGUAUCACUGGAGGAAACACUUAAGAAACCAUUUUCCAAGGAAAGUGUACACAUGUGGCAAAUGCAACUAUUUUUCAGACAGAAAAAACAAUUAUGUUCAGCAUGUUCGAACUCAUACAGGAGAACGCCCAUAUAAAUGUGAACUUUGUCCUUAUUCAAGUUCUCAGAAGACUCAUCUAACUCGACAUAUGCGUACUCAUUCAGGUGAGAAGCCAUUUAAAUGUGAUCAGUGCAGUUAUGUGGCCUCUAAUCAACAUGAAGUAACCCGCCAUGCAAGACAGGUUCACAAUGGGCCUAAACCUCUUAAUUGCCCCCACUGUGACUACAAAACAGCAGAUAGAAGCAACUUCAAAAAACAUGUAGAGCUACAUGUGAACCCACGGCAGUUCAAUUGCCCUGUAUGCGACUAUGCAGCUUCCAAGAAGUGUAAUCUACAGUAUCAUUUCAAAUCUAAGCAUCCUACUUGUCCUAAUAAAACAAUGGAUGUGUCAAAAGUGAAAUUAAAGAAAACCAAAAAGCGAGAGGCUGACUUACUUGAUAACAAUAUCACCAAUGAAAAAACAGAAACAGAGCAAACAAAAAUAAAAGGGGAUGUGGCUGGAAAGAAAAAUGAGAAGUCUGUAAAAGUAGAGAAAAAAGAUAAUGUUUCAAAAGAGAAAAAACCUGGUAGCAAUGUUUCAGUGAUUCAGGUCACUACCAGAACUCGCAAAUCAGCAACAGAAGCUAAAGAGAUGGAAGUGCAUACAAGAAGUAAUUCAGAAAAAUCCUGUAAAGCCAAGAAAAGCAAAAGGAAGACGGAAACUGAAGCCCAUUCCUUGCAUGGUCCUGUGAAUGAAGAGGAAUCUGUGACAAAAAAGAAAAGGAAGAUAGAAGGUAAAUCCAAAAAUAGUCAGGAAGUGCCAAAGGGUGAUAGCAAAGUGGAGGAGAAUAAGGAAGAGAAUAAAAAACAAAAUACUGGUGUGAAAAAAAGUGCAAAGAAGAAAACUCUAAAAAGUAAACCAAGUAAAAAAAGCAGUAAGCCUUCUCAGAAAGAGUCCUCUCAGAAGGAACCUGUUCAAAGGGAGACUAGUCAGAAGGGGCCUGCUCAGAUAGAGCCUGCUCACAUGGAGGUGGUUCACCAGGGGCCUGCUGAACUCGAGCCUGCUCCUGUGGAGGUGGUUCACCAGGGAUCUGUUCACAUGGAGCUGCCCCCUCCUGUGGAGCCUGUCCACAUGGAGGAGGUUGUUCACAAGGGACCUGCUCACAUGGAGCCGCCCCCUCCUGUGGAGCCUGUCCACAUGGAGGAGGUUCAGAAGGGGCCUGCUGAAGUGGAGUUGCCCUGUCCUAUGGAUUCUCCUCUUACGGAGGCUGUUCAGAAGGGGCCUGUGCAGAUGGAGUUGCCUCCUCCCGUGGAACCUGCUCAGAUGGGGCCUGUUAACCUGGAGUCUGUUCAGAUGGAGGUUGUUCAGAAGGAGCCUGCUCAGAUGGAGCUGCCUCCUCCUAUAGAUCCUCCUCUUCACAAUGAACCAGUUCCCAAAAAGACUUCUCCCCGAAAAGAUAACAGAAAGGAAAAGUCCAAUAUGCAGAGUGAAAUGGCACGGAAGGAGCAAGUCCUUAUUGAAGUUGGCUUAGUGCCUGUUAAAGAUAGCCAACUUCUAAAGGAAAGUAGAAGCACACAAGAAAUUUUGGCACCAUCACCACCACUGCCAGAGGAAAACUUAAAAGAGGAGGAGUCAAAAGACCAAAAAUUAUUCUCUGAAGUUGAAGGAAACAAAGAAGACCCUCUUCUGAAAGUAGGAGCAGAAGAAGCAGAGAAGAGUGUAGCUGAUUCCUGUACCAAGGAAUCUACUAGUGUUUCAUCUUCAGGACAAAAGUUGAAUAUGCCAGAGGGUGAAACUUUAGACGAUAAGCAUCAGACUGACUCAGCUAUGCUUUGUGAAGUGGAAAUGGACACUGAUCAGAACACAACAGAGAAUCUCCCUGCUAAAGACUCAGCAGUUGAAGAACCAGUUUCACCAUUGGAUCUUCCCCCACCAAUAGAUGAACAUGAAGCAGUGUCCAAAACUGCACUGGCUUCACCUCCUGUUACUGUGGCAGUAAAUGAGUCUCAGGAAAUUGAUGAAGAUGAAGGUAUCCACAGUCAUGAUGGAAGUGACCUAAGUGACAACAUGUCAGAGGGUAGUGAUGAUUCUGGAUUGCAUGGGGCUCGUCCAGUUCCACAAGACGCUAGUACGAAAGAUGCAAAAGAAACCUUGGCAGUAAAAGUGACUGAGGGAGAUUUUGUUUGUAUCUUCUGUGAUCGUUCUUUUAGGAAAGAAAAAGAUUACAGCAAACACCUCAAUCGCCAUUUGGUUAACGUGUACUUCCUUGAAAAAGCAGCUCAAGGGCAGGAGUAAUUAAAGUUUGGACAAGGUUGCAGUUCUUGGUUUGUAAGAGCUAUUACUUAUUAUAUUCAUUUAUAGUAGUAGAACAACCUUUUAAGAUUGCUUUAAUUAGUGUCCAGUGUUGAUUUUUAAGAGGCAUCCUUUUAUCCUUAGGACUUCAUGCAUACCUAUUGUAUAAAUUUUAGCAAAUCCAAGGGAGUUAAUGUACUAAGACCAGCAAAUACCUUAAUCUGUUUAGCCUGUGUGUUCAAUUGAAAUGAGAAGGCCAUGAUGGUAUAUAGCAUUCUAUUGCUUUGUCCAUCUACAACUUAUCAGUUUUUUCUCCAUGUCUGUCUUCUGUAUCACUUUAGUUUACUUCUCCUUUUUUGUUUAGCUCCAUAAAAAUUGGCUUAAUAGCAAAUUACUUGAACAAUUUGCCUGCUUUAUAUAAAGUUAGCACUUUAAGAUUUCUUUAGAGAUGAAAAAAGACAUUUAAAUUGAAGAAAAAUUAGCCCAACAAUGGACAUGGUAUCAGUCCAGGUAUUUACUUCCUGAGUUUUGAUCAAUAUUUUGUGUUUUAAUUGUCAUAAAACAGUGAUUUGGGUGUGUUUUUUUAUUUUGGUGCUUUAAUGGCUUAAGAUGUUGCACAUUUUUUUUUUAACCUAUGCAGUUAUAUUUUUCUAGAAAUAGCAUUUGUGUUGAGCAGUAACACUUUAUACAUAUAUAUGCAUGUUUAUUUUGGCCUCGUCAGAGGAGUAUUUUUAGGCUUGUUUGCAAAAGGGCAGUUUUUAUUUUCUUUGCUGCAAUUGUCUUUUUUGCAGAAUAAUAGUGUGUGCAAGUUUGUGAGCAAAUGAAACAUGCAGGUUCAAUCCAUUCAUUAUGAUUUUCAUAUUUUAUACCUAUGCCAGAAUCUGUAUUUCACAUUGUUAUUUAUUUUGAAUGAAUAUAAUAAAUUCACAGCUCUCUUUAUUGAUUUUGCAAUAAAUAAACCGAUAGGUUUUUAUUUUUAAAACACAUUUUUGUCUCAAAUACCAACUAUCAGUUACUUUAUUUUUUAAUGUUUUUGCCUGUUAUGGUACAUUACUUUUUAGUUGUGUUAUCUUUGAGGAGAACCUUUCCUCAAAAAAUGGUUGGUGUCCAUGUAGCUACUUAGUUGAAUAAAGAACUGUAACUGAGAUUUGGAAAUUAUAAACCUGGAAUUAGGAGAUUAAUCAUUCCUUCAAGUUGCAUGGGAUAUCACUUGUGAGAUUCCAAAGCCAUAGCUUUUACACAGCAAAUCUAGAAUGAGAGAUGGCAUGAGUUCUGGCAAGUCAGCUGCAACUUCCUGUGAAUACAGUGAAGAAGGCUGGUGAACUUCAGUACAGUCCAGAUUUUAAAAAUCAUACUUCUCAGGGAUCUCCACAAACUAGUGGGUGUCCUGGCUGUCCCUCUGACAGCCUCUUCUACAGGUGAGGCCUCAAGUGAAUUGCAGCUAUUCUGGUGUGCCUAUAGGGGCACUUUGUAUGAAAAAGGGUGUGUACUCCAAAACUGUUUCGUAGGUUCUUUGGCCAUUUGCCAGAGUAUGAAAGAAUCCAACAUAGGAUUUUUAUUAAAGUUAGGAGUUCAUUUCAGUAAAACAGAGUAUGAUCCCAGUAAGAGAUCUUGAAUUCCAACCUCCCAUGUAUAUUCUAUUUAAAAAUAACCCCCUUCAAGAAUAUUUUAUUUUCUUUUACCUGGUAAUCUCUUUGAGGUAGGUUUCAGAUUUUGGCAGUACAACAUGAAAGAUUAGGACAAGCAUUAACGUAUGGGUGGAAAAUUUGUUAAUCUGAGAGUGAAGUUUGACUUAAAAGUGUUCAAACUUGGAAUUGACUGGGAGGCCAAAGAAUUUUAAGAAGAUUCUCUCAAGACAUGAGUAAGUUGUGUGAUAAUGGUGUGUUUGUUGUGUGUGAAUGGGAAUUUAUAAAUGUUGAAUUCUAGGCUCCGACAAUCAUUGUCAGCAGGAGAUCAAGCUGCGAAUAUUUAUGUUUUAAAACUUAAAUUAUACAGCUAGUUUUAAGUCUUCCUAACAACUAGUUUUUAAUGUUAAUGAGCACAUUUUACCUAAGUUACCUUUUACAUUAUAUUGAAAAAGAUUCAUCUUAAGCACAGAUUAGAGAUUGGGAAUCUGCUUGGGGAAGAGGUCUUUCUGGAUUCUUUCAUACUAUAAAGGAAAGAAAUUUGCCUUCUGGGGAAUUGAACUAAUUUCUAAUCUAGCCUUUAAGACUAGAAUUCUGAAAACAAAAAUAUGAAGGAAAUUAAAACCCCUUAUUAAGUUGAUGUGUAAAAACAUUGUUACUGGAAAUUGAUUGGGACUUGAGGCCUUUCUUCCAGAAAACAAGGACUUGAUUAUCAGGCCUAUAUUAGGUCCUGAACCUUAAUGCCAUGUAUUUGUACUUUUAAAAAAUUGUUUCAAUGAAAAAUAUAUUAGUAAUUGGAACUUCUGGUCCAGUUGGGAGUUCUUCCAUUUGAAAAAAUGUGAUAUUUGCAUGGAACUGUUUGAAUCUUUGUAUUUUCUAGUGCCCUCCCCCCAAUAGAAUUGAAGCUAGAACUUUCUCUUGAUAAAGGAACAAUAAAUGAGCAUGUUAUUUGUAAAUUGGUAUUUAGUAACUUAGUGGUAAAUUUGAAAUACUAGAAUGCAUUAUAAGCCUAAUCCUAGGUAGUCAUAAAAAUCUAAUUAUUUUCGAACCUGUAUUCCCAUUAGUUUUCAAGAUAUUUUAAGUUAUAUUUUUCCUCUUUAUCUGAGCUGCUUCUUAUUUGGGGGCUACUUUUAUUUUUAUUGAGGCAUCAUUUGUAAGGAGUUACAUUGUUUCGAUAAGGCUUCUUAUAACUGUAGCUGGAUGUUUUGCUCUAAUCUUCCAAGAAGGGCCAUUUUAUUUCUUAGUCACUUAAAAAGGCAUGUGGUCAUUGACUUUGGGGGGCCAUUUACAUGAGCGCUGAUACAAAUUAAAACCCCAGUUAACCUCAUCACAUGUCACCCCAUGAAUGUUAACGAUGGAAGGAAUACCUGUAGUAUACUGUCACUUCUGGACUGAAAAACUGGGGAAGAAAAUUUACUUUGCAUACAUCAAAAAAACUUAAAGCCAGUGUGCAGAGUUUCAUUGUUGACCUCAGCAGAUGAAGUGAGCUGAUAGUGUUAAUUCAGAUUUAAGAAAUUAUCUGAAUCUUUGUGUAGAUUUACAGUCUACAUGCUAUAUAAACUAUAUCAGAUAGCUUUUACAGUACCACGUGUGUACAUAGGCACCCUCCCAACCCCUUCUAUAUCCAUUUGUUACUGAAUUUUCUAAACUGGCAUUGUAACAUUACAACAAUGUUUUGUUGCACCAAUUUUAUAAACUUUUACAGUGCAAUACGUGUUAUUUUUUCUGAGGCAAACCAAAGGUAUAUUUCUCAAGGUUCUUGCUGCUUUCUUUAGCAGCAUUCGAUGGCGGAUCUUUUAUAUACAUUUGUAAUAGAUAAAAAUAAGCCAGAUUGCAAAUUCUUUUUAAAAUCUUAAACCAUGUACCAAGUUUUUGGUUGAAAUUGUGUAGGAUAAGUUAAACUUAAAUUGCAUUCUAUUAACCAAUGUGAGUGUAUUUCUGUAAGCAUAGUUAUGUUGAAAUAAAGUUUUAAAAAGCAAAAUGUCUUUGUUUAUUAUUUGUAUGUGUCAAGAAAGCUGAACUUAAUUUUUCUGGGGCUGAAAGAAUAUGUGUACUUGAUAAAAUUGUAGAUAGAAAGGUCAUGCAAUCUUUAUUGUUGGAGUAACAGUGCAGUGGGUAACAGUCUAAAGUGUGUCCCUGUCCCUGUCUCUCUCUCUCUCUUCUAUCUAUCUAUCUAUCUAUCUAUAU
Molecule: messenger RNA, 7402 nt
Organism: Sciurus carolinensis (gray squirrel)
Lineage: Eukaryota; Metazoa; Chordata; Mammalia; Rodentia; Sciuridae
Gene: Rest
Product: RE1 silencing transcription factor
Exons: 4
Coding region: 444-3593 (1049 amino acids)
Biological process (GO): regulation of gene expression
Cellular component (GO): nucleus
Source: RefSeq, a predicted model, not a curated record